Clarias gariepinus (North African catfish) is the source of this 1600-nucleotide messenger RNA. RefSeq names its product zona pellucida sperm-binding protein 4-like. Gene Ontology annotation, cellular component: egg coat. Gene Ontology annotation, biological process: binding of sperm to zona pellucida; prevention of polyspermy. Gene Ontology annotation, molecular function: acrosin binding; structural constituent of egg coat. The coding region runs from base 10 to 1527 and encodes 505 amino acids. The transcript is spliced from 11 exons. Lineage: Eukaryota; Metazoa; Chordata; Actinopteri; Siluriformes; Clariidae. The record is from RefSeq and is a predicted model, not a curated record.
AGUGUGAAUAUGGCAGUGCAAACAAUCAUAAUUUGGUUGCUGUGUUGCAUUGAGUUGAUUAUGGUACAAACAUUUAAAGAUGACAGUUUUAUGACUCAUUCAUUUGAUUCUAUGUACCAAAAUAAUGAGGACUUUAAUGAAGAUGUAUAUGUGCAGUUUGCAGAACCUCAGAAGGCUAGUUUCAGACAGAACUAUUCAGUCUUUUGUGGUAAAGAUUCUGUCAAAGUAGUUUUCCCCUUAUGUCCUAUUUCUGCUGUGAAAGUUUGGGCUUUGUCAAGAUCAUCCAUUCCAGACCAAGCUCUGGGGUCAGCAAAAGAAUGUGACUACUCUUUGACAAAGGAACGAGAGCUUCAUGUUCUUUGGGUCAGCUUCUCUGGAUGCCAUGUCACUGUUGAGGAUGGCAGAUAUACUCUGCAAAUGGUGUAUCGUAAUAAAAUGGGAUAUGCUGAGUUUGCCAUUGUGGCAUGUGAUGCCAACUCUGACGCGGCAUUGAAAAAACUCCGGGUUCCUCGUUCAAAUGAUGAUGACUGUGCACCGGAUCCAAUGCCAGCCAUGACGCCCAACCGAAAGCUGCCUCACAAAUACACAAGAGCAGGCUGUGACAUUCCUACUAGCCAAAGGUUUCCCUGUGGUCCGUCUGAAACUACAGCUGCUGAGUGCACGAGCAAAGGAUGCUGCAUGGACGAGACUGGUUCAUGUUACUAUGCAAUGGAUCGAUGUACAACUGAUGGGCAGUUUGUGUUUACUGUUUACUCUAAUGUUACAACAAUCCCUGUGAGCCCCCGAAGCUUGAUUGUGGCGUCCAAGGAGCCCUGUAAACCCAUCCUUGCUACAGACGAAUUCGCCACCUUCAAGUUCUCAGUGACCGAAUGUGGGACAAAGACUUAUAAUAUUGGUGACACCACCAUUUACAUGGCUGAAGUACGGACCGCCAUCAGAGCACUUAACUUGAAGUAUGGCAUCAUCACCCGAGAUCACCCUGUCAGGCUGAUGGUCGAGUGUCGCUACUCAAAGAUCAGUUCAACAAUGAUGAGGGCAACUGCUGGCUACAUGGUGAUGAGCCCAAGCAUGCCGCCCUCUGUGCAAUCUGGUGGACUAUAUGGAGUUCAGCUCAGGAUUGCAGAUGAUGAUACUUUCUCUUCAUUCUUGGCAAAUGGUCAUCUGCCCUUGAAGGUUCUCCUGGGUAAACCAUUGUACCUGGAGGUGCGACUAAAUUCCCCAAAACCUGAAGCAACACUCAUAGUAAACUACUGUGUAGCCUACACACGAUCUGCUACGAACGCCUUGGUUCUGCUAUAUGAAGGGUGUCCUAACCCUGGUCUUGCCUCUGUACAAUCUUCGUUCCUCCAUGUUCUGGACAUGCCACAGUCAUCUCACCAGCGCCGCUUUAGGGUAGCAGCUUUCCAGUUCAUGAAUGUGACCACUCAAAAAUACAUCAAUGAGGAGAUUUACUUUAUGUGCUCCACUGAAGUGUGUAUGCCUUCUGAGACUCCAUGUCGCAAGACUUGCUUUGAUGAGGUGAUAUAAUGGCUUCUUUUCAAAGGUGGACACUGCUUGACCUUUUCAGUACGUUUCAUAUUAAAGGUUUAUUUUAAAACCA